Molecule: messenger RNA, 7034 nt
Organism: Kockovaella imperatae
Lineage: Eukaryota; Fungi; Basidiomycota; Tremellomycetes; Tremellales; Cuniculitremaceae
Product: glutamate synthase
Exons: 7
Coding region: 249-6638 (2129 amino acids)
Molecular function (GO): iron ion binding; glutamate synthase (NADH) activity; iron-sulfur cluster binding
Source: RefSeq, a predicted model, not a curated record
CCAUCCUCUUUCACCAUCUCACAUCUCUCUCUCUCUUACUCUUGGAACCUGCUUAUACUGUCCGCUUGAUCAUUAUACAGGAUAUCUAUAGUCCAGAGGGGACCGCCAGUUCACUCACUGUACACAAAGAUUCACAACGGGGGCGAUCCCCCCUAGCUCGAAAAUUGGGACUGAUUGCCCACCUAUCCCCCCCACUCGCGAUCGAACUAUAGACCAAAUCACCCGCCCUUACUGGGAUCAUUGACAUAAUGUGUGGAGUAGGUUUCAUCUGUCAUAUCAAAGGUCGGGCCUCGCACAAGAUCGUCAGCGAUGCGAGGAACAUUCUGUGUAAUAUGACCCAUCGAGGAGCUACCGGUGCUGAUGCUCGAGACGGUGACGGUGCAGGCGUCAUGACCGGUAUUCCACACGACUUCUUCGUCAGGGAAUGUGGACAUUCGUUUGACGCUUCCCUUCCCGCUGAAGGUCAUUAUGCCGUGGGAAACUUGUUCUUCUCCCCUGAAAAGUACGCCUCCCAGCAAAUGACCUUUGAAUCGCUCGCAAAGACGCUCGAACUCCGCGUCCUCGGUUGGAGAGAGGUCCCCACCGAUAACACUAUCCUUGGACCUGCUAGCAAGAGCAAGGAGCCGAGAAUCUUCCAACCGUUCGUCGUCUUGGCAAAUCACUACGGCCCAGGUCAGGAGAGUCAAGAUGGGGCUUUCGACGAAAAGUUCUUCCUCAGACAACUCUACGUCUUGCGAAAGCAGGCGACCUCAAAGAUUGGACUCGCCAACCAAUUCUACAUAUGCUCCCUCACCCCUUCGAAUAUUGUGUACAAAGGCCAACUUUCCCCAGUCCAAGUCUACAACUAUUACCACGACCUCAACCACGUCCUCUACGCGUCCCACUUUGCCCUUGUCCACUCUCGAUUCUCCACCAACACUUUCCCUUCUUGGGACCGAGCUCAGCCAAUGCGAUGGGCAGCUCACAAUGGAGAAAUCAACACUGUCCGAGGAAACAAGAACUGGAUGAAGUCAAGAGAGGGACACCUCAAGUCGGAGCACUUUGCCGACGAGCUCCCGUUGCUCUACCCCAUCGUUGAGGACGGAGGUUCCGAUUCCGCAGCUUUCGAUAAUGUCCUUGAAUUGCUCGUCGUCAAUGGCGUCUUGACUCUGCCCGAAGCUGUCAUGUUGAUGGUGCCCGAGGCGUGGCAAAACAACGAUCUGAUGGAGCCGGAGAAGAAGGCAUUCUACCAGUGGGCAUCUAGCUUGAUGGAGCCUUGGGAUGGUCCUGCUCUCUUCACCUUCUCCGACGGACGAUAUUGCGGUGCUAACUUGGACCGAAAUGGUCUGCGACCGUGCAGAUACGUCGUCACCUCGGACGACCUCAUGGUCUGCGCCUCUGAAGUAGGAACCAUCUUCCUCGAGCCAGAGAGAAUCGUGCAAAAGGGUCGACUCAAGCCUGGUCGUAUGCUGUUGGUCGACACCAAGGAGGGUCGAAUUGUCGACGAUCGAGAACUCAAGAUGAAAACUGCCAAGCGACAGCCGUUCGCAGCUUGGAUCGAGUCCAAGAUCAUGAGGUUGCCCGAUGUUGUCAGAAGAGUCAAGCGACACGAAGACUUGGCCAUUCACUUGGACGACGAGCCAUUGUCAACGGAUCCUAAAUUGCUUGCCUACGGCUACACAAUUGAGCAACUCAACAUGCUCAUGUUGCCAAUGGUUCAAGAAGGCCACGAAGCCCUUGGAUCCAUGGGUAACGACGCUGCCCUUGCUUGCAUGUCAUCUGCCCCCAGAACCCUCUACGACUAUUUCCGACAAUUAUUCGCCCAAGUCACCAACCCGCCCAUUGAUCCCAUUCGAGAAUCCAUCGUCAUGUCCCUCGAGACAAUGGUCGGCAGGGAGGGUAACUUGCUCGAGAUGAAUGCUCAGCAGUGUCAUCGUCUGCAGCUCAAGACGCCCAUUCUCACCAUCGAAGAGAUGAACGCCAUGAAGCACUUUUCAGUGUCUCACGCAGACUGGACGUCUAUUACCCUUGAUUUGACUUUCGACAAGGCCGAGGGUCUUCCCGGGUACCGAAAUGCCCUCAACAGGGUCAGACAAGAAGCUCUGAAUGCCGUCGAAGCAGGAUUCAAGAUCAUCAUUCUUUCCGACCGAAACACUGGACCCAACCGGGUGGCCUUGUCUGCCAUCUUGGCAACUGGAGGUGUUCAUCACUUCCUCGUAGGACAAAAGAAGAGAGCAGACGUUGCUAUCAUGGUCGAAACGGGUGAAGCUCGUGAAGUCCACCACAUGUGUGUAUUGGUCGGAUACGGUGCCGAUGCCAUCUGCCCAUGGUUGAUCAUGGAGUUGAUCGGCAAGGUAGUCAAAGAGGGAUUGGCCAAGGAUGGCCAAUCUGCCGAGAAGCUUGUAGCCAACUACAUGAAGGCUACUGAUGAGGGAAUGCUCAAGGUUCUCUCCAAGAUGGGCGUCUCGACGCUUGCAUCGUACAAGGGCGCUCAGCUUUUCGAGAUUCUGGGUUUGCACGAGGAGGUCGUUGCAGAAUGCUUCGUCGGAACAGCAUCUCGAGUUCAAGGAGCCACCUUCGACCUCCUUGCUAUGGAUGCCUUCGAAUUCCACGAGCGAGCUUGGCCCUCGCGAGACAUCAUCACGGUACCGGGAAUGCCUGAGAGCGGAGAAUACCACUACCGCCAAGGAUCUGAGAUGCGAGUCAACGAUCCCGUCUCCGUCGCGCAGCUCCAGGAUGCCGUGCGACAGAAGAACCAGAACGCAUACGAUGCAUACUCACGCAACUCUCGCGAGGCCAUUAAGCGUGGCACUUUGCGAGGUCUCCUUGACUUUGACUUUGACAAGGGACAAUCUGUCCCCAUUGAGCAGGUCGAACCUUGGAACGAGAUUGUCCGACGAUGUGUCACAGGAGCCAUGUCUUAUGGAUCGAUUUCGAUGGAGGCGCACACUGCCUUGGCUAUCGCCAUGAACCGUCUGGGCGGAAAGUCCAACACUGGUGAAGGUGGUGAAGAUGCCGAAAGAUCUAUUCCUAUCCCUGGACCCGGUGCUGAUUCCGACAACGGUCCUUUCACCCACGCCAUGGAGCUCAAGCCCGUCUGGGACUCACGACGAUCCGCCAUCAAGCAAGUUGCCUCUGGUCGAUUCGGUGUCACCUCCAACUAUCUUGCCGACUCUGACGAGCUUCAGAUCAAGAUGGCGCAGGGUGCCAAGCCUGGUGAGGGAGGUGAGCUGCCAGGUCACAAAGUGUCGGCCUCCAUCGGUCGGACUCGUCACUCUACUCCUGGUGUUACGCUGGUUUCCCCACCUCCUCACCACGACAUUUACUCGAUUGAAGAUCUCAAGCAAUUGAUCUACGAUCUCAAGUCAUCCAACCCAAGAUCCCGAGUCUCUGUCAAGCUCGUCUCAGAAGUUGGCGUGGGCAUCGUCGCUUCUGGUGUUGCCAAGGCCAAAGCGGAUCACAUUACCAUUUCAGGACACGACGGUGGUACUGGUGCUGCCAAGUGGACCUCGAUCAAGUAUGCUGGACUUCCAUGGGAAUUGGGACUCGCCGAGACUCACCAAACGCUUGUCCUGAACAACCUGCGUGGACGAGUUACCGUCCAGACCGAUGGGCAGAUCCGAACGGGUCGAGAUAUUGCCAUUGCCACGCUUCUCGGUGCGGAAGAAUGGGGCUUCGCCACGACUCCCCUGAUCGCCAUGGGUUGUAUCAUGAUGAAGGCGUGUCACAAGAACACUUGUCCUGUUGGUAUCGCCACUCAGGACCCAGCGCUCCGUGCCAAAUUCGCCGGUCAACCCGAACAAGUGAUCAACUUUUUCUACUACGUGAUCGAAGAGUUGCGAGCUAUCAUGGCCAAGCUUGGAUUCAGAACCAUCAAUGAGAUGGUUGGACGAUCCGAAAUGCUCCGUGUGGAUGACAGUUUGAGGACGCCCAAGACUCAACAUCUCGAUCUGUCGCCCAUCAUGAAGCCUGCUCACUUGAUGCGGCCCGAUGCCGCUACUUACCGUAUCCGAUCUCAGGACCACAAGCUUUAUGUCCGACUUGACAACAAGUUUAUCGACGAGGCCGAGCCAGCCUUGCAGAAGGGUCUUCCUGUCGAGAUCGACUGUGAUGUCGUGAACACGGACCGAGCUCUUGGUACCACAUUGUCUUACCGAGUGUCCAAGCAGUACGGUGAAGCUGGUCUUCCCAGAGACACAAUCCACAUCAACAUGCGUGGAUCGGCUGGUCAAUCUCUCGGUGCUUUCUUGGCACCUGGUAUCACCAUCGAGCUUGAAGGUGAUGCCAACGACUACGUCGGCAAAGGGUUGUCUGGUGGUCGAUUGAUCGUCUACCCGCCGAAGUCCAGUCCGUUCAAGGCCGAAGAGAACAUCAUCAUUGGAAACGUCUGCUUCUUUGGUGCCACUUCCGGUCACGCCUUUAUCCGAGGUAUCGCAGCGGAACGAUUCGCGGUGCGAAACUCGGGAGCCAACUGUGUGGUGGAAGGAGUCGGCGAUCACGGUUGUGAAUACAUGACUGGGGGACGUGUUGUCGUUCUUGGAUUGACUGGACGAAACUUUGCGGCUGGAAUGUCCGGUGGUAUCGCGUACGUCUUGGACAUGGCUCACAGCUUUGCUCCGAAAGUCAACAAGGGUACUGUGGAACUUGGCCCGGUCAACAACCCUCAAGAGAUCGCCGAGCUUCGAUCAAUGAUUGAGGACCACCGACACUUCACCGGAUCAGAAAUCGCCGACAGGAUCCUCAAGAACUUCCACCGAUUCCUUCCUAUGUUUGUCCGUGUCAUGCCUCUGGAUUACAAGCGAGUCUUGGAUCAAGAGGCUGAACGAGUCGCCGAAGAGAAGAAGAGGCAAUCGGUCAUCGAUCUCAUUCCGUCUCAGACUGCUUCUCAGGUCGACCUCGUUGCUACUGGCUUUGAUCCCACGCUUCCACGAGACGCCAACGGUCAUGGAGCAUCUAGUCCCGAGCUUGUCACACCUACUGGCUCGCCCAAGAAGACUGAGCCUACAAUUGUGGACGUUGAAGACGCCAUGGUCGAUGAGGGAACCACCAAGGAACGCAUGGCCAAGUUGGACAAGACUCGUGGAUUUAUGAAGUACAAGCGACUCAAUGAGGCUUACAGACCACCUAGAAAGAGGGUCAAGGACUGGAAGGAGAUUUCUGGUCGAUUGAACGAAAAGGAGCUCAAAUACCAGUCUGCCCGGUGCAUGGACUGUGGAAUUCCCUUCUGUCAAUCGGACACUGGAUGUCCCAUCGCCAACGUCAUUCCUAAGUGGAACACUAUGGUCUUCGAAGAACGAUGGUUGGACGCUCUGAACAGGUUGCUGAAGACGAACAAUUUCCCAGAGUUCACCGGUCGAGUCUGCCCUGCUCCUUGUGAGAGCGCGUGUGUCCUCGGUAUCAACGAAGCUCCUGUCGGAAUCAAGUCGAUCGAAUGUGCCAUUAUUGAUAAAGGCUUUGAGAUGGGAUGGAUGGUACCCAAACCUCCUCAGCACCGUACCGGCAAAAAGGUCGCCAUCAUUGGAUCUGGGCCUGCUGGUCUUGCCGCUGCUGAUCAACUCAACAAGGCUGGCCACUUGAUCACUGUCUACGAGCGCGCUGACCGAAUUGGAGGUCUGCUCAUGUACGGUAUUCCCAAUAUGAAGCUUGACAAGGCUGUCGUGCAGCGACGAACCGACCUCAUGGCUGCUGAAGGCAUCAAAUUCAUCACUGGCGCUCAUGUCGGUGUCAAUACCGAUGCCGCACAGAUCAGGUCGGAGAACGAUGCUGUCAUUGUUGCGACUGGUGCCACAUGGCCCCGUGACCUCAAACUGCCGAACCGAGAAACCGAUGGCAUCCACUUCGCCAUGGACUUCCUGCAGCCCAACACCAAGAGCUUGCUUGACUCUAACCACGAGGACGGGUCGUUCAUCUCAGCCCGAGGCAAGGACGUCAUUGUGAUCGGUGGUGGAGAUACCGGAAACGACUGUAUCGGAACCAGUGUUCGACAUGGAGCCAAAUCCGUUACCAACUUUGAACUCUUGCCUGAACCUCCAGCCCAACGAGCUGUCAACAACCCCUGGCCUCAAUUCGCCCGAGUCAAGAAGACUGACUAUGGUCAUUCCGAAGUCAUGGCCAACUUUGGAGGCAAGGAUCCUCGACAGUACUGCAUCUCUACCAAGAAAUUCGUUCUUGAUGAUGAGGGCAAACUGAAAGGAUUGGACACUGUCUUAGUCGAAUGGACCGAAGUCGGUGGCAAGUGGAGCAUGGAGGAAGUCAAGGGCAGUGAAAAGUUCUACCCAGGUCAAUUGGUCCUGCUCGCGCUCGGAUUCUUGGGACCUCAAAACGAGUGUAUCAAGGCUCUGGCUUUGGAGCAGGACCCAAGGUCGAACAUCAAGACCCCGCGAGGUCGAUUCUCGACCAACGUGGACGGAGUGUUCGCCUCGGGAGACUGCCAUACUGGUCAGUCCCUCGUCGUCCAUGGUAUUCGAGAGGGUCGACAAUGCGCCGAAGAGGUCGAUGCCUGGCUCGAAGGAUCUACCCGACUGCCAUUCCAAGGUGGUAUUCCUAAACGAUCAUGGGUCGCUCCGAAGAUUUCCAAGGGUCUGAUUGAGCCAGUGCCGGAAUUGAUCAAGGACGGUGCGAGCGUCGAUACGACAGAGCAAGUUUCGGUCGCUGCGUAGACCGCGGUGGGCUCGGCAGAACGUGUGUUACAAUUACGACACGCUGAGGAAAAGGAAAAAGACCUCGAGGGACGAAUGAUGGUGUACGGACACGACUUCACGGAUCUAGAGUGAUGAUAAGAAGAAAGGAACAAUGUACGGCGAUGUCGACUCCCCACCCAAUCUCUGGAAUUCAUAAUGUCGAAACAUCCUGGAUCGAAAGCACAAGUGUUGUCCUAUCGGUUCUUUUCAAUCAAAAGUGCUCUUAUAAAGAGGGGAAAUGCGGGGUUAGACAGAGGAGCAUCAUCAUCUGUGUAUGAGGUUUCACAGUAUAUACAUCGAUUUUGUCAGAACGUCUUAUAGAUGGGGUAGAAUGAGAUUUCAUUUCCAACAAUGUAUGCAAUGGGUUGCUCGCUG